Messenger RNA from Diorhabda sublineata, 3030 nucleotides. RefSeq names its product putative mediator of RNA polymerase II transcription subunit 26. The transcript is spliced from 5 exons. The coding region runs from base 1 to 3030 and encodes 1009 amino acids. The record is from RefSeq and is a predicted model, not a curated record. Lineage: Eukaryota; Metazoa; Arthropoda; Insecta; Coleoptera; Chrysomelidae.
AUGCUGAACGGCAUGCAGCCAUCGCUAGUUGUUUUAACAUUAAUAUUUGCAUAUUCGCAUACAGUCAAACCACCUGGAUAUGCGGAACCACAAAAAACAGAUGCAGAUCCGAAUCCUCCAAAAUACGAAUACGGAUACAAUAUAAUCGGAGAUAAAGGAGAAAAACAAGGAAAAGAAGAACAAAGAGACGGUAUAUAUGCUUCUGGAAGGUAUUUCGUUCAAAAUAAAGAUGCCAGACAAGACGUCCAGUAUUUCGCCGACGAUUGGGGCUACCACCCAGCUGUAGAAUAUGGCAACGUCGGACCGCACAGCAAAUCAAACGCCAAAUUCGCCCUUGGUCACGAAGCAGUUAUACAACUAAGAAACAAAGAGAACAACCUACCUCAACUUGAAGGUCUUCCAGAUACCGGUCCGUUGAAAAAAGAAGGUACAAAUAUACAAUCGAUCAAAACACAACCACCAAAUUCUCAAUUCACUUUCCUGGAAUCGAAUAGUCGACAAACAAACUACGAUCCCAUAAAACAACAACAACAAAUCGUUCUACAACAAUCAGACCAAAUUAUUCAAGAACAACAGCAGAUUAUUAAUGAACAACCACAGCAAAUCGUUCAAGAACAACAGCAGAUUAUUAAUGAACAACCACGACAAAUUGUUCAAGAACAACAGCAGAUUAUCAAUGAAUAUCCACAGCAAAUCGUUCAAGAACAACAGCAGAUUAUUAAUGAACAACCGCAGCAAAUCGUUCAAGAGCAACAGCAGAUUAUUAAUGAACAGCCACAGCAAAUCUUUCAGGAACAACAGCAAAUUAUUAAUGAAUAUCCACAGCAAAUCGUUCAAGAACAACAGCAGAUUAUUAAUGAACAACCGCAGCAAAUCGUUCAAGAACAACAGCAGAUUAUUAAUGAACAGCCACAGCAAAUUGUUCACGAACAACAGCAGAUUAUUCAUGGGCAGUCACAGCAAAUUGUUCAAGAGCAACAGCGGAAGAUCGUCCAAGAGCUGCCCCAGCAAAUUAUCCGAGAGCAACAGCAGAUUAUCCAUGAGCAACCACAGCAAAUCGUUCAGCAGAUUAUUGAAGACCAGCAACAAGUAUCUUACGUUUAUAACCAACAACCGAUUGCUUAUUCACAACCUCAACAAGUAAUUGUUCAACAUAUCCAACAACCUAUUGAUAACGUGAUUUUUCCUCAAUCUACACCAAGUUCUGUAGGUGAAAUUAAAGCGAUUCAUCAAGAAGAUGAGAGAUUACGUGAAUCCGAUGAACGAACAAACACUUACCAACAAUUCGGAGUUAGAUACCAGUCGAAAGAACCAAACAAAUUGAUAACUAAUACCCAGAAUUUGAUUAACGGUCAAGAUGUUUUAGAUAUCAAUAACGCCGUCUCCAGUACUGUUACAGAAGAUUUUAGCUUCAAAUCGACGACUCCUUGUUCUGCUUUUAAAGAUCUAACUAGAUCUAAUUUCGAAGAACAACCAAUAGUAGCAGCAGAAAUAGAAAAUAAUCUAGUAUCGACUACAGAAAGUAUUUUUAAUGAAAAAGAACAGUUUGUAUCGACGAUAGGUAGUACCAACAGUGAUAUAUAUACAACUUUCGAAUCAACUACACCUACACCAACUGUAGUAGUAACUCCAAGACCUAAUCCUGUUACAACUAGAUUAGAAAGUACCAAAAACGACGAAGAAAACUAUAGAAUAAAUAAACAGAACGUUCAAGUCGAAAUACAAAAGACAAUUCCGUACUACUUGGGAAAAUACGAUUCCUCCUCGGGAUACAUCAGUACCAAGAACGAAUUAGAACUCGGUAAAACGUUGUUGUACCUUCCCGGGCAAUUCCAAUCUUCAACAACGAAACCAGAAGUUGAUAAUGACGUUAAUAUCCAGAAAUUACCGAAUCCAACAGUUGAUAAUCGAUUCGUAGAGUUAGAUCAACACCAAGCCGUUUUUCAACAACAAUCGGGGGUACUUAAUCAACCUUACCCGAUAAGAGUACCGAUACCAGUUGUAAAACAAGUAACGGUACCAGUACACGUGGAAAAAGUUGUUGAAAAACCGAUACAUAUAACGAAAAUAGUCGAAAAACCUGUAGCGGUACCACAACCUUACCCAGUAGAAAAAAUCGUUGAAAAACCAGUACAUGUUCCAGUACAAAUAACUAAAUAUAUAGAUAGACCUUAUCCUGUUGCAGUUAGAGUACCUUAUCCUCAACCGUAUCCUGUUGAAGUUAGAGUACCGGUACAUAUCGAUAGAAUAAUAGAAAAAAAAGUACCAGUACCUCAUUACAUAGAAAAACAAGUACCAGUAGAAAAGAUAAUCGAAAAAAAAGUACCGCAAUACGUGGAUAGACCGUAUCCAGUACAUAUACAAGUACCUGUACCCACUCCAGUGGCGGUACCUGUCGAUCGUAUAAUAGAAAAGAAAAUUCCAGUACCACAUUAUAUAGAAAAACAAGUACCAGUUGAAAAGAUAGUCGAAAAACCAGUACCGCAGUAUAUCGAUAGACCUUACCCAGUACCACAACCUUAUUAUAUAAGAAUAGAAGUACCAAGACGUUACCAAACGGUUAAAUACAUACAAAAACCUUACGCCAAUUGGCCUUUACGUAAUGAAUGGAAUUACCAAGUUAAAACGAAUUUAGAACAAUUUCAACGAAAUAUUAAUACCGAAGUACAAACGAGGUACUUAAAUAAAGAAAAAACCGCCGAGGAAAGUAAUUCGGACGGUUAUCAUUAUCCUAAUCCAUAUACCUACGCGCCUAAAUUUUAUUUACCGCCCAAACAAGAUUUGGUUUUAAAUAAAGGAUAUUUACCUCCUUUAAGUCAUAGUUGCGAUCAUGGUGAGGGGAAAGAUAACCAUAAUUAUGUUGGUUUAUCGCCACCGAAAGCAGAUGAGGGAGUUUCGAGGAAAUACCGAAGCGCUAGAUCGAAUUUCAACGACAAAAAUAUUAAAAUGGAAUAUGGAUUUAAGCCGCCUCUAGUUCCGUCUUUGGAAAUCGACGAGUAUGGACAACCGGUGGAAAAAGAUGAGAAAUAA